GCUCCGCCUUCCCAUCGUAGCCCCUGGAGGAAGAUGAGUAACCCGCAGCCAGGACUGCUAAAUCAUGGCAACAUUUAUGGAACGACUAGCUUUUCUUCAGAAAGUGCCGACUCUGAUGAAGGCUACAGCAGAUGAUGAAAACCCCUGUCCUGGCUACCUUUUCCAAGAGAUUGGAAAAAUUACCCAUGAGUCUUCAGGUUGUGGUCAGUGUUUGUUGGAGUACCUUUUGGAGAGGCUGCAAGUUGAGUCCUGUCAUGUCAAACUCAAGGUGCUCAAGAUCUUUGUCCAUCUCUGUGGCCAUGGUUCAAACCAUUUCCUCACAGAACUUAGAAGGAACUCCACUUUCAUCCAGCAAGCAUCAGUUUAUAGUGGUCCACCUGAUCCCAUUCAUGGCACAGCAUUAUACCAGAAAGUGAGGAAUACAGCACAGGAAGUGGCCAGGUUGCUUUUCACAGAUACAAUUUCCACCAAAAGUGGCAUCUCCCCGCUUAACCUAGCCCCCCCAACAAUGGGUAUGGGCUCAGCAACUUCCCACAGGUCAGGAAUGCAGGGCUUUGGAUACAGUCCAGGGAAGCAGGGGACAGCAGGUAGUGACUCAAUAUUGGAUAAGAUCCAGAAAGCUGCAGAGGUAGUAGCCAGUGCUGUCCUUCCGCCAACUGAACACCAGGGCAUUCGUCUCCAUGACAACCAUUACAGGGCCGUAGUGGCGCCUUCUGCACCCAUCGAGGUGGCCGUGCCAGCGUGUGCCUAUAACCUGCCUGCUCGCAGACCAAAAGCAGUGACCCAUUGGUGCCCGGGGCAGGUAGGAGGCGGCUGGGAAGAGACCGACAGCGGCAACAGCUCCUCUCACAACUCUUCUCAGGACAUUGCGGCCAACAGCAGAGCCUCUGUGGGCAGCAAGUCAGCCGGUACUGGGAGCCAAUCGGGGGCCAGUAGAGAGAGCAGUGGCGACCUAUCAGAACGGGUUGAAGCCCUGCAGCUGGGGGACUGUGGCCAGGAGAUGGCUCUCAUCAGCAGACUGACAGAGGGCUCCAGAGUUUUCCUGUCCAGAGAGGAGAGCCAGCACUUCAUCAAAGAGUGCUCCAUUCUUAACUGUGAGGUUGUGGUGGAGUUGCUGUCAAGCAAGCUUCAAGAUCCCUCAAACACUGUUAAGAUGCGAGCACUAUGUGCUGUCGCAUGCCUCAUGACCUCUGACCUGCUUUCUCUUGAGCAAAUGUUUGGAGCUACACAAAGACGGCUGCAUCAGCUGAGUGAGGGGCCCCCAGGACCUGUGGCAAACAAAGCCACCAAGAUUUUGCGACAGUUUGAGGCUCUGAUGGGCGGACCUUUGAACACUCCCAGGCAGGAUACUGCGAACAGUAGCCACCAGGCAACUACUAAUCCGCCUCCCACAUCUACAUACUCAGACCCUUUACUACCAACCCAGUCUGCUGACAGCACCAACCUCAAUCAUUAUCAGCCUGACGCUUCCCCCAUAGGUGUCAGCCAACUACCAAAUCACACAUCUUCCCCUUCUAGUCUGGUCUUGGCCCAGAGAGACUCCUCGGGGGAGCCGGUGAAUGACUGUGAUGAGAUGAAACAUGCUCCCAUUCAACCAGAGCCAGUCAGGACUGCUGAGGUUACACUGGCUGUUGAAGAUCCAGAUGUCAGAAACCGAGGUUCCCCUCCUCCCUCUGAGUCCCAGAGUGAGCAGCCCUGUCUGAGCAGAUUGUCUCUGUUCAACGGGAUGGAGCUGGUGUCCAAGGGGAGAGCGUUGUGUGACAGGGAAAGAGAAACAUCCCAGGCAGAAACAGACACAAUGGACGAUGAUUUAAAAGAGAAUCCAGCUGUGCAUAACUCUGACAAUCCAGUGCAUUCAACUCCCCCUGGCACCAGUAAAACCAGUGAGAACGCUCCUUCUGAGAGCGGCCAACCAGUAUCGGCCUUCUCAUUUCUCAAAUUUUGACCAACUUUUUACAGCUGGAACUGUUCCACUUGAACCAAUGAUGUCAUCAUAUAAAUCCUCUUAGAAAAUCUAUUUAAUUUUAUAAACCAAGAUCAGACCUGUAAGGUUAUACUGUAUAGACGGGAGAUUCCCAUUAUGUUUGGGUUGUCUGUUCGUAUAGUGUGGUGCCUCCGUGGAAGCUGCAUUUAAGCAGCAAUAUAUUGGGUUGAGAGAAAAGAGAUUCAGGACUCAUAACUGUAGUCCUUAAGGCUGAGGUUGAAUUUCUCAAAAGUAUUUCACAAAUACGGUUGUCUUGAAUUACAGGUUUUAAGUGAUGGUUGCUUUAUCUCAGGAUUUCUUUUAGGUAACAACUCUUACGCCUCUGCAGCACGCCCUGAACCUCUGAGGGAGAAUCCCUUGAUUUGUAAUUUGCACAACAGUUGCUUUUCUUAUGAACUCAAAAAACUACAAAGGAGAGUUGUCUUCCAUAUUUUUUGGUACUAAGCUAUAAUAUCAGUGUAAAUGUUACGAGUGUUAGUUUACUAAAUUAUUUAUUAUGUCUACCCUGUACUGAUUCAAACACACCCAUGAGACUGGUUGUAGAGUGCAUGUCUAUGAUUAAAAAUGCUAAUGUAAGGAGAACUAAUGGGGGAAUUAAUUACUGAGAUAGUCUGUGUGCACAACCAAUGUGUGUGGAAUAUGGAAUCUGCCAUUAACAUAAUGCAAGUCGCUCAUGUCACCAAAUAAAAAGCAGACUACCAUAUCAUCUCACUAUUAUUUUAGUUACAUACUGUACUGUGGUGUUGAGUAAUGUGGAGUGUAGUACAAACUACAUGCCCAUGUUAAUCCAACCUACUGGUACUGACAAUGAACACUACUGUGUUUUGUUUCAGUGAAUACAAGCCAUGCUGUUGCACGUGCUGAAGGACAAUAAAACAUGCUGUAUUUUUGUUACAGCACUAACAUCGA
This is a messenger RNA of Seriola aureovittata, 2893 nucleotides long. It is a transcript of the gene tepsin, whose product is annotated as TEPSIN adaptor related protein complex 4 accessory protein. The record is from RefSeq and is a predicted model, not a curated record. Lineage: Eukaryota; Metazoa; Chordata; Actinopteri; Carangiformes; Carangidae. Gene Ontology annotation, cellular component: trans-Golgi network membrane. The transcript is spliced from 13 exons. The coding region runs from base 65 to 1945 and encodes 626 amino acids.